ACUAUAUUGAAUCAUAAGUAGAGUGUUUCUCCUACUCGAACCCCUACCUCAGUUCUACAUUCUGCUCAACCCUCAACCCUCAAAAUGCCACGAGCAUCCCCCUUCACCCCAGCCUUCGACGACUUAGUCAACAGCCUCCUAACUGAAUGGCACGUCCCAGGCACCUCUAUCGCCAUCAUUGACGGGCCCAACACAUUCACCAAGGGUUACGGCCACUCCCAAUACCCCAACACCAAAGCCACCCCAGAGACCCUCUACUAUACCGCCAGCACCACCAAAUCCUUCACAGCCGCCGCCGUUGCCCUCCUAAUCGACGACUCCCAAUCACAUACCAAACCCUUAACCUGGACAACCCCCCUCUCCACCCUCCUCCCCACCGACUUCAUCCUCGCAAGCCCCACAACCACAAACCAGAUAACCCUCGAAGACGCCCUGUCCCACCGUACCGGCCUCCCAGAACACAGCUACCAUUUCACACCCUCCGGCGCAAGCCCUCAAACCGAAGUCCGCAAACUCCGUCAUCUACCUUUAACCGCUACCCCACGGGAGAAAUACAUGUACAACAGCUUCAUGUACACGGCCGUUUCGGUGGCAGUCGAGAAGAUCACAGGCGUGGAGCUGGGGUCGUUUCUCCGCGCCCGGAUCUGGGGACCACUUGGUAUGCGGAAUACAUAUUGGAGCGUUGGGGAGGCGGAGGCGGACGGGGGUGAUAUAGCACGGGGAUAUGCGUGGGUCUCUGGGUCCGGGUAUAGCGCGCUAGAAUAUCCCGAGUACAGCGAGCUGUCUGGGGCCGGGUGCAUGAUUAGUAGUGUUGUGGAUUAUGCGGCGUGGGUGCGGUGUAUGAUGCGGGGUGGGGUGUUGAGUGAGAGGGCGCGGGAGGCGCUUACGGCGCCGAGGAUAGUGUGUGAGGGGCCUACGAAUCUGUUUCCCGGGACGCAUUUGUAUGGGCUUGGGUGGAGGGUGGAUGGGUAUCGGGGGCAGCGGGUGGUGUGGCAUACAGGGAGUAUUGCGGGGUUUGGGAGUGUGGUGAUGUUUCUUCCUGGGGUGGAGUGGGGGGUUGUUAUCUUCGGGAAUGCGACAGUGAGGAGUAAUAUGAUGCAGCAGGUUUUGUAUAUGUAUUUGUUGGAUGAGAUGUUGGGGACGCCGGGGGUGGAGAGGGUGGAUUGGGGGAGGGUUAUCAAGGGAAAGGUCGAGGGGCGGCGGGCGGCGCUGGCGAGGGCUCGUGAGCGGCUUUAUCCUGAAGUGCCGUGUCCGGUAGUCUUACCGGCCUUGGGGAUUCAAGAGUAUGGGGGGAGAUAUUGGCAUCCUGGGUAUGGGGGUAUGGAGUUGGUGGUUGGGGCGGAUGGGGAGGGACUGAUUGGUGAUCGGCUGUGUCAGGAGUUCAGUAUGCUGAUUGUGAUGGAGCAUGUAAGUGGGGAGUUUUGGUUGGCGAGAUUGCAAGAGAAAAAUAAGGAUCCUCGCGAUCAUGAGGUUGUUCGGGCGGAAUUCAGACUGGGUCCAGACGGGGUUCGUGAAGUGGGCGUUGGUCUGGAGCCGACAAUGAAUGGGGAGUUGAUCUGGUUUCAGAGGAUUGAGAAAUCCUCUACUUAAAGCAGUUACUAGAAUACGACUCAUGAGAUAGAGUAUUGAAGAAGCAUAAUAGAUCGUGCAUAUAGUACUGAAAGUAAUAUACUGGACCAUGUUGAAUGGAUGAAUGGACACGAAUGUAGAUUGUAAACGAAUGUUGGACAUGGGCCAUGUUGGAUGGCGUC
Aspergillus alliaceus is the source of this 1751-nucleotide messenger RNA. Its product is annotated as beta-lactamase/transpeptidase-like protein. Lineage: Eukaryota; Fungi; Ascomycota; Eurotiomycetes; Eurotiales; Aspergillaceae. The coding region runs from base 85 to 1590 and encodes 501 amino acids. The transcript is spliced from 2 exons. The record is from RefSeq and is a predicted model, not a curated record.